UCAAAAGAGCCCUUAGCAUCCCGCUGUUCUUUCUUUAAGGAAUAUUUAUAUAUUUUACAGCAACUUAAUUGCUUCUUCAGGGGAUAUCGGGACCACGCCGAACCAUAUGCAUGCUAACUAUUUGUUUUAUUAAAAUUUAUGAUUAAUUCGACAAAAUGCAUGGACAUUAAUAAGUAAUUAAUCAGAUUUUCUCAAGUGACCAUUUAAGUUUUAAAAUAACCAGAGGGGAAGCAGCGAUGAAAAUCGAAAUACUUAUCACGUUUGUAGUCGCUUUGCUGCCGCUGGCUGCAGUGACGGCGCAGAACGUCACGGUGCCGGACGACACGGCGCAGACCGACACGGUGCCGGUCAACACGGUUACGGCUGAUGACAUAGCUGACUUGAACGGUUGCAGUUACCACCAGUAUUACUCGUGCCACGAUGAGGCCUUAUGCAUUGACACGGCGGACGAGCCAGGAAGAUGGAAAUGCGUUUGUCAAGGGGACCUAGAAGGGGACGGGCUGAAAGAGGGCACCGGAUGUGGACCACGCUCCUGUCGGUUCGCCUCAGAGUGCCACAAGCUAGCCAACUGUACGGAAAUGGCGGGCUGCGAGUGUCUGUCGGGAUAUGAAGGAGACGGAUGGGACGAGUGUCGGGACGAAGACGAGUGUGUGGACUUACCCUGCAGCCAGUAUGCCUUGUGCGAGAAUACGGACGGAGGGUUCAGAUGCACGUGCAAGAUGCAGCUGGGAUACGUUGGAGACGGGUUUACCUGCCAUCACCAGUGCAGCGUGGACUACGACUGCGGGGCCAACGAGAAAUGUAGAGCGGAAGUGUGCGUCUGUGCGCCCGGGUACGAGGCGGGGGAUACCGGAUGUGUAGAUGAGAACGAAUGCGAGGCUAAUCCGUGUGACGGCAACGCUACUUGUGUGAAUACCAUUGGUUCGUUUGUCUGCACGUGCAAGAAUGGUUUCGCUGGUAACGGAGAGGAAUGUAAAGCCCUGCCCCGGAACUGCCACGAGGUAAAGAUCGCGCUUCCUGGAUCCCGCUCCGGGAAGUAUACCAUCGACCCAGACGGAACCGGGGACAUGGACGCCAUUGAGGUCGAAUGUGAGAUGAGACCGGCAUUCGGUAUUACCAUCGUCAAGCCAAUAGAGACCAAACACGUCCGCUACACACGCCGGGAUCCGAAUACCACGUACGAGUACACACAUCCUGUGGAGGACAUUAAAGCCAUCAUCGCCACUUCCGGUUUCUGCUACCAAGAGAUGACGUACGAAUGUUAUCAAGGUGCCCAGCUCAUGGACGGUGACGACUUCUGGGUCAACGGAAACGGAGAGAAGGAAGUCAACUGGGGAGGGGCAUCCAUAUCCGGCAUGUGCGCGUGUGGGCAGCUGGGAUACUGUGAGGACCGAAGCCAAGCUUGCAACUGCGACGGAUUUCCAAUAAAACGGAUUGACGCCGGGAAGGUUGUGGACAAGGCGCGACUUCCGAUACUCGCCGUCAACAUCCACCCGGGGGACAAGGGCUACGGGUUUGUGCUGAUAGGAUCCGUCAUGUGCGCACCCACACCCUUUGACAUCCCGAUCAACUGCCACGACGCCAAGUUCAAUCCCCUCUACAAUAAAAGAAAGAAUGGACCUCAGGUUCUAGACUUUGACGGCCCUGAUGGUGCUCUAGAUCCGGUCCUCGCGCACUGUGAUAUGGAGACGUGGAGACACGUGGGCGUUACCGUCAUACCGCACUCAAGGUCCCAGCCAACCACCCCGAACUCUACAGACCCGAUCCCCCUCGAAUACGUGAUCGGCACCCUGGAACUGAACGCUCUCAUUGACGUGUCCACCAACUGUAUGCAGGAGGCCGAAUAUGAAUGCACGAACUCCCGUUUGAUGAACAACGGUGACCGACGAGGCUGGUGGACGGAUAUUAACGGACGGAACAGGGAUUCUUGGCCCGGGGGGCUGGGAGAGUCAAACAAGUGCGCAUGCGCCAUCACAAAAACAUGUGCUUCCGACUCUUACGGGUGCAAUUGUGACGUAAUGGACGGUAACACACGGAAGGACUUUGGACGCGUGUACGAAAAAACGGCGAUAGGGGCCGUCACGUUCCUGGACGUUGGCGGAGAUAGCCGUGGAGCCUUUUCCGUCGGUCCGCUUAUGUGUGCGGACAGGGAGUUUGGUAUCCCAGCCACGUGUCAAGAUUACGUAGCGACUGGUUACACGGACAGCCACACCUACAUCGUGGACCCAGAUGGACCUGCGCCCAAAGGGUCCCUUGACCCUUUUCCGGUAUAUUGUGAGAUGACAGGGGAGCCGCUGUACGCUAUCACCAUUAUAUACCACUCGGAAGAGUUUGAGGUUACACUGACGUCAGCUGGCCAGAUCGUGUACAAGUAUCUCCGAGUGACAUUAGCGCAGAUAGACGCCCUCGUGACGCGGUCAGUCACUUGCUCACAGACCGUCAAGUACACGUGCACAAAGGCUCCGCUGCAUGCUGGUGGCGAGUCCCUGGUAAGCUGGGAAAGCGGUGACGGCCGGACGAUGUCCUAUUUCGCAGGAGACGGUACUUCCGGUUCUGUCUGCGCAUGCGGAAUGACCGAGCCAAGCAGUUGCACCGGGAGAGGGGAUUGCGAGUGUGAUAUGGCGGACGCUGUGACAAGAGUGGACGAGGGUUUGCUAAUAAACAAGAAGGACCUUCCGGUCGCCUCUUUGAACGUAACGGGCGUCGGUGGCAUCUCUGGACAGGCGGGUGUCCUUGUCGGGCCUCUCAUGUGUAAAGACCUGUUCCCGAACUGCGCGGAAAUGUUCAUAUUUAAGAAGAACAAGCGUCUAGAGAGCGAAAACUCAAUGGAGAACGGGGCCUACCCGGUGGACCCUGACGGCGAGGGCGGCGUGGAACCUUUCCUUGUACGGUGCACGAGCACCGAGACUACUGUACCAGUCGUAGUUGUUCCUAAUGACCCCACUGACGGUAACCCAGACGGGCCAGUGUCCAAGUGUCACGAGGUCAAGUACAUGACCAAUGGUGUGCCUGUGUCUCCGGAACAAGUCCAGGCGCUGGUGGAGAGCAGCGAGUACUGUGCACAAAGUCUAGAACAACAGUGUUUGAACGCCCCGGUCACUGGACAUUCUAACUUUACCACUUGUGACGGACAACCACAGUCAGGUUGGUCCGGAAGUCGCGGAGAAGAACAGUGCGCAUGCGGUGUAACCGGCGCAUGCGCGGGUGGACCGGAAUCACUGUGUAACUGUGACCUUGAGGAUGGAGUGCAGCGGAAGGACGGUGGCUGGGUCGUCAACAAGGAUAGACUAGCAGUGUGUGAGGUGUGUGUUUCCCUGGAUUCAACCAGCAGCUUGACCUCUGACCCGAAAACCCGCAGGGUCAGGCCCGUAAUCUCUGACCUUUACUGUGGUAACAAACCAACCGGUCGUGGGAAGACAUGUCAGCAAUGGAGAGACGAAGGCAAGACGGAAUCAGAAGCGCUCAUGAUUGACCCUGACGGCAGCGGACCCUUGGAGCCAGUUCCGGUCCACUGUGUCCUUCAGACUUACCCACCCGCUGGAUGGACGGAAAUUAUUCCAAAAACACCGGAAAUCGAAGUUCCGGAAGAAGGAACUAACGUCACCGUUGAAUAUUACGUGUAUGAGAUGAAAGUCAUCUACGAACUGAUCGCGCGUUCCCGGUACUGCACUCAGGAGCUUGUGUUACACUGUGUGGACUCGGGGCUCGAACUGGGCGGGGUGUACGGAUGGUAUUCCCAGGAUGGGGUGGUGCAGGAAAGCUGGGCGGGGAACAAUGAAGGGACCCCUGGAUGUGCUGGCGGAGAAUGUCAAUGUAACCUGGCCGGUUUACGAAAGGACGGAGGAAACAUCACUGAUGGGUCUCUACUUCCAGUAUCGCGCGUUGUGCUGGGACCGGCUCCGGGGACAAGGACCAUGAAAAUAGGGGCUGUAAAAUGUUUUGAUGUGUACCGCGACUGUGAAGACAUCCGUGCGAACAACGCCAGGACCAACCCUCUUCGUAACAACGUGUACGCCAUUGACCCGGACAUGUCGGGAGAGGUAGAGAUGUUUGCUGCUACGUGCGACUUUAUAACGGACAAGGACAUCGGCAUCACUGUCAUUCCGAUCAGGAUACCGGAAGACACAUCGGUACGGUAUCGAGUAGAGCCCGGAAGUUACAAGGUGUCCCUCGUGUACGAUGGCGCCACCCACAUCCAGAUACACACACUUGCAACAAUAUCCGGUUUUUGCCACCAGGGCAUCCAGUACGUAUGUUACAAAUCCCCUCUCAUCAAUGGGAACAGUCCAGCCCAGAGUUACUACACCACCUACGGGGGAGCUUCCUCUCCAAGCUGGGGCGUGGCUGGGCACCCUGAUGUUUCGGGAUGCGCGUGCAUGGCCACAGGCACCUGUCCACCAGGGCAUAGUUGCCACUGCGAUUCUAUGGGGUCAAUGACUGUUGACUACGGACAUGAAACUGAUCGACAGGUCAUGCCGAUUGAGCAGCUGAACUUUGGUGGUCAGUUAAACGACUCCUCCGCGCUAUUUGACGUCACAGACGUGAGGUGUGCGCCAAAACCGUUUGAUUUGCCAGAAGAUUGUCAAGACGCUUACGAACGGGGGUCCCGUACAGGAGAACAUCUCAUCUGGCCCUCAACAGAAGUGGAACCAUUCCUCGUUUACUGUGACAUGGACAUUCUCCCAGACGGAGGGGUCACCAUUAUCGGUCACGACCGUGAGAGCGGAUCUCCGGUGACGUUUAACGUAACGGAGAAAGUGACGUACAAGGACGCCGACGAUGAGCAGGUGGAAGCUGUGACGGACGUGUCAAACUUCUGCUACCAGCCGUUCAGAUACGAGUGUCAAAACACACGGCUGUUGAGCAGGGACGGGUACUUCACGUGGAUAGGCGGACUUGAUAACGCCCCACAGUCGUACGUGGGUAGCGGGAGGCCUUUUGCCCAUGAGUGCAACUGUGGAUUGGAGGGGCUGUGCGGCGGAAGUGAGGACAAGGAGACCCUCAAGGCCACGGGGAGAGCGUGCAACUGUGACGCCGCUGACGACGUUUUACGGGCGGACGCGGGUGUCUUUAACAGCUCCGUGCGACUUCCGGUGCGCGAACUAACGUUCACAGAUCCGGAACUCGCGGGGGCAUAUGGCUACUUGGUACUAGGGAGACUGUACUGCUCCAAGCAAGACUUUGACAUUAAUGAGUGUCGUAGCGAGUUCCACGACUGCCACGACCACGCUAGCUGUAUCAAUACACAUGGCGCGUACGACUGCUACUGUAAGCCGGGUUGGAGAGGGUUGGGGCGUCCAGACGUCUGGGCGAACGGCAGAAACUGCUACGACGAUGACGAGUGUGCAAUGAACCAAUGCCCGUGGAGCGCUGACUGCGAAAACCUUCCCGGAACCUUUGAAUGCACGUGUAAACCGGGCUUCCGGCAGCUUGGGCCACGCAAGUGCGAAGACAUCGACGAGUGUGCGGAAGGGACGCACGAGUGUCACGCCAACGCACGCUGUUUCAACCUGGCCGGAAGUUACGACUGCAGAUGUGACCGGAACUUCCGAGGAGACGGAUUUACGUGCGAACCCCUUGCGUUGUGCACGUGUUUUGGUGACCCUCACUGUAUCACAUACGACACGCGGCUUAUUACGUACCAAGGCACGUGUCAAUACGUAAUGGCUCGUGACACGUGUGAUGAUUACGAUACCACGCCCAGUUUUGAAGUUCUUGUCACGUUUGAAACACGGGGGAAAGUGAAAGGGCCCGCGUCGUGGGUAAAGGAAGUUACGUUCAACAUUUAUGACUACUCCAUUUUGCUCCUGGCGGGCGGUGAGGUGAGAAUCAAUGGACGGACUGUGAACUUGCCGUACAGACAACUGAAAGUGAACAUCGCUAAAUAUGGGAAAUAUGUCGUCGUAUACACCGAUAUCGGUGUUGAAGUGAGUUGGAACGGCCAGGCUGCCGUGGAGGUCCACACACCCGGAACGUUCGCCAACACCACGUGCGGUUUGUGUGGAAACUACAACGGAGACCCCGCCGACGACCUGACCGUAGGGCCGCAGUGUCCCGACGACGAGGGGAAACAGGCCGAAAAUGUGAACAGAUUCGGCAACUCGUGGGUAGUUCCUGCAUGGGUGGCGGAGAAUCCCGAGUGCGCUUCAGACUGUUCCGCUCCUCCCGACCCCGGCCUUUGUAAUGGCACUAACCUAGAGCAGGCCAAAUUCACGUGCGACAAGAUUUGGGACACUAACGGGCCUUUUCAGGAAUGUAUAUCUGGUAUGGACGAAACGGCAAUUGAGAUGUACUAUACAUCCUGUCUGUAUGACAUGUGUCAAGUCGAUGGCGACAUUGAAGGUGCAUUUUGUAACGCGGCGGAAACGCUGGUUGACACAUGCUUGCGCGUCUACAAAUCGCCAGUGAAAAGUUUCCGGAGCAAGGGUUUCUGCGAACAUACUUGUGGAGAGAACAUGGAGUAUAAAAUAUGCGGACCCCUUGGUGAACCCACGUGUGCUGACUUCCGAUCUGGCACAACUCCAGGGGAGAACGGUACCUUGUCCGGCGGAGAUACGGAUGGAUGCCAUGAGGGAUGCUUCUGUAAGGAGGGGUACAUGCUAGAUGGGGAGGAUUGUGUACCGGAAGAGGAAUGCGGCUGUGUCUUCAAUGACCAAUACUACAGUGUCGGAGACGAGUUUGUGGUGGAUGGCUGUGGGUCCCGGUCGGUUUGCCAGCCGGGUGGAAACAUGCCCGAGGAGGGAGUCACGUGCCAUGAGAACGCCACGUGCGAUCUCCAGGACGGACGGUACGGCUGCCACUGCAGGGAUGGUUUCUAUGGGGACGGCGUGCAUGUUUGUGUUGAGGACCCGUGCGAUCCGGACCCCUGCGGUGAGAAUGAAGUGUGUAUUCGGACCCCGGAAACAGACAAGCUGUACGUAUGUCAGUGCGAGAUGGGCUAUGAGGGAGACUGCGGGAACUGCACAGAGAUAGACGAAUGUUUGACGGCGACCGACACGUGCCCCCAGAAUGCCCGUUGUAUUAACACCGAGGGCUCGUUCGAGUGCGAGUGCUUCGAUGGAUUUAUAAUGAGCGCUGGGCAGUGUGAUGAUGUGGAUGAAUGUAAACUAGCCUCCAAGAACACGUGUGGGAACAACAGCAAGUGUUCGAACAAGCCAGGCGGGUUCGAAUGUCCGUGUUGUGCCGGCUUCGAGAAGGACGACAAUGGGGAAUGUGUUGCUACCGAAGGUCCAGGAGCAGCCAAUUCGCCCGUGUGUUGUGUUUGUGACGCCGCGAUCUGUGAUGAGCCGGGCAAGGUAUGUGGUGAGGAUGGCGUCACCUACGACAGUAUCCGGGAUAUGGUCAUCUCCAACUGUGAGGCCGGACGUCAACCUAGGAAUUAUGUAACCAUUGACUACAAGGGAAGAUGCAAGGACUCGUGUUCCAAUGUAGACUGCCCUCUUUACCAGAACUGUGUGAAGUCCGAGGAGACGGGGAAGCCAACUUGUGUGUGCGACCCGUGCACUGCCACUGAGGUCGAGUCAGAGGAGAAAGUGUGUUCAUCAAGCCUAGUUAUUUACCCGAAUAUGUGCGUGUUCAAGCAGAUACAGUGUAUGAUGGACUGGGAGUCGGUCCCAGAGAGUGAUCUAACGCCGUGCGAGGAGGCACAAGGGGAGUCACCAGUGGGACCAUGGAGUGACUGGGGUCCAUGCAGCGUGACAUGCGGCAAAGGUGAAAGUUCAAGGACGCGACCCGAGUAUCGCCCGGGCCAACCGUAUGAUACAGUACAGACAGAGGACUGCUAUGAAGAUCCCUGUCCUGAUGGUCCAUGUUUCAAUUUUGACUGUAACAACGUCGCUGCCGAAUGUGUCGUCAACGACGAAGGCGAUCCGGAAUGUGAAUGCCCCAAAUGUACGGACAUCGGUGUGGACGAAGUGUGUGGGUAUGUAUCGGGUGUGCGGGGAGGUGCUAAGCCGGGCACCUGGCAGUCCGAAUGUCACCUGAGGAAGUUUGCCUGCGAGAUGAACGUGCCGGACUUCGAGGUCAUGCACCCGGGAGUCUGUGGAGUUAAGCCCCUGAACUGCACGCGUGUACCGCACAUGGAGGUUGUCCACAGCGCAAAUGACACUGAAUACCGGUCACUCAAAAGCGUGCAGACGUUCGCGUGCGAGGGCGGCUGCGGGCACAACAAGGAUCAGUGUUGCCAGGCCAGCAAGACCGAAGGCGUCACGGUCAUCAUGAAAAACCUUGUAAGCGACUUGAAGGAAGAGGAGGUUCAAAUUAUAAGGGAAUGCGAGUGUGUCGAGAUAGAAAAUGGACGUAAAUAACUCUGGGAGCGAUUUACAGAAGACUGCUAACAUUCAAUCAUUAAAAACUCAACAUUUUGGAUCAAUGGUUUUUAUUUCUUUAAAGUUUUAAAUAUGCUUCAAGAAUUUAAGUUUUAACUGCUGUGAUUCCAGUGGACAUUUAUGCGCAUGUGUAUCGUUAAUACUGUUGACUUCAACUCCGUUGUUAUUUAGUUGUUAAGUUUAGUUGUGUUCCACCUAAUAAAAGUAUCCAUUA
Molecule: messenger RNA, 8541 nt
Organism: Mya arenaria
Lineage: Eukaryota; Metazoa; Mollusca; Bivalvia; Myida; Myidae
Exons: 58
Coding region: 237-8306 (2689 amino acids)
Molecular function (GO): calcium ion binding; protein binding
Source: RefSeq, a predicted model, not a curated record